This is a messenger RNA of Portunus trituberculatus (swimming crab), 738 nucleotides long. RefSeq names its product formin-2-like. Bases 1 to 738 code for a protein of 245 amino acids. The transcript has 2 exons. NCBI's taxonomy places the organism in Eukaryota, Metazoa, Arthropoda, Malacostraca, Decapoda, Portunidae. The record is from RefSeq and is a predicted model, not a curated record.
AUGAAUAAACAAAUCAAGUUAAAUAAGAUAAAGCGUAACAAGAUCACGUCAAUUCCACCUCAGCGAGACACUGCGGGGAUCGUCGUGGUGAGGAACAGAGAGUCAAGUAGCCUUACUGAUCCAAUUGAUACCCCUUCCCUGGACACCCUCUCCCUGGACCCCUUCCCUGUAUCCCCUCCCUAUACUCCCAUCCCUGGACAUCCCAUUCCUGGACACCCUCUCCCUGGACCCCUUACCUGUAUCCCCUCCCUCUGGACACCCCCUCCGUGGACCUCUUCCCUGUAUCCCCUCCCUGGACUCCCCUCCCUGGACACUCCUUCCCUGGACACCCUCUCCCUGGACCUCUUCCCUGUAUCCCCUCCCUCUGGACACCCUCUCCCUGGACCUCUUCCCUGUAUCCCCUCCCUGGUCUCCCCUCCAUGGACACCCCCUCCCUGGACCCCUUCCCUGUAUCCCUUCCCUGGACUCCCCUCUCUGGACACCCUCCCUGGACCCCUUCCCUGUAUUCCUUCCCUGGACACCCCCACCCUGAACUAUGGACUACCUCCCUGUACCCCUUCCCUGACCUCCCUCCCUAGACCCCUCCCUGUACCUCCUCCCAUGAUCCUUUCCUUGAUCUUACUCAUGAUUCCCUUCCCUGGACCUCCAUCCUGCACCAUCCCCUCUCUGAACACCCACCCCCUUGAUCCCCCUCCCAAGAAUCCCUCCCUCUCUCUAGACCACCCUCCCCCCCCCUGA